AUGGAUCUCCCCGAAUUCACACCUCAAUUUAUUCAGCUACAGAACAAGCAUUUCCAUGAAAGCGAUGCUUAUCAUUCCUCAAUGUUCUGGGAGAAGGCUAUUCCCAGACUUGCUCGCCACACGAUAUCGGGCCAGGACCAAAAGGCUGUCACGGAUAGAUACCAAGCAAAGUGUGUCGAAUAUUAUGGAGAUACGGUGCACAAUAAUUACUUUAUGUACUGUUGGGAUAAAUCCAUCUCGAACUAUUUCUUUCCCGGUGAAACUUUUGUCGGAUCAGAUCCUGAUCCCAUCUAUUCGGAAGUCUUUGCGCAGUACUUCAAUGAGCAGGCGCAGGUCAGAGAUGAAAUGAACGAAUGUGGCGUUGAGGUCACAGAACAAGUUGAUGUCUUGACGAGCCUUAGCAAGGUUUAUAACAAUCAACUCCAGCUCGCACGUAGAUCCCCGAGAUAUUCGCCUGGCAAUGUUCCGAAGGGUACCAGCAGUUCACGUGGUCAGAGUAGCGCUCGAGGGACGAGUCCCCAAGGCAGUAUUCCUGAAUGUAUACCCGCGGAAGACUCUGAUGCCGAGUUGCCUAAGCGGAAGAGACGAAUGGAAAAGGCUACUACCAAGGCUUUGAGUGAGGGGCUAGAUCGUGAUUGGGUCAUAGUCAAGGACAUUCGAGAUGAUGAUUGGGUCUUGGUUGAAAGAGAACCAAGAUGA
Molecule: messenger RNA, 699 nt
Organism: Botrytis deweyae
Lineage: Eukaryota; Fungi; Ascomycota; Leotiomycetes; Helotiales; Sclerotiniaceae
Exons: 4
Coding region: 1-699 (232 amino acids)
Source: RefSeq, a predicted model, not a curated record